This is a messenger RNA of Lizanozyma spartinae, 918 nucleotides long. RefSeq names its product DNA-directed RNA polymerase I subunit. The transcript has a single exon. The coding region runs from base 1 to 918 and encodes 305 amino acids. Lineage: Eukaryota; Fungi; Ascomycota; Pichiomycetes; Serinales; Debaryomycetaceae. The record is from RefSeq and is a predicted model, not a curated record. Gene Ontology annotation, cellular component: RNA polymerase I complex. Gene Ontology annotation, biological process: DNA-templated transcription initiation; DNA-templated transcription.
AUGGCUACUGUUGCUAAGAGAAGUCUUAAUGGAUUCGGGGAAGGCACAUUCAAAAGAAGAAAAAGUUUGGUGAUCCCAAAGAGCACCAACCCUAAGAACGACGAAGGAAUCUCUGAAUGUUUCCACAAGUUCAGCACAGCCCUAUAUGUAUCAUUGGCCCCCUGUCAUCUUAAUAACCCUAUUAAUGGGAUCAAGGCCCAGCAUUUAGAUCCUAUGGUGAUGACCUAUUUCGGUAAAGCACAAGGAGUGAUUUUAUCAUAUUCUAAUAUACAAUUAUCUGGAGACAAUAGAGGAUUUGAUGUGGAAGAUAAUGAAAUAACCAUAGCUCAAAUUGAAGGAUCGUCCCCAUUUACAUUCAUGUGGAUAACUGUUGAUUUUUUGGUUUGGAAACCUCAACUUGGAGAUGUUUUAGAAGGAUACAUAUACAUGCAAACUGCCUCACAUCUUGGGUUAUUGAUCCAUGAUACCUUUAAUGCAUCUAUUAAGAAAUACAACAUUCCCAACGACUGGAGCUUUAUACCCAUUCAAGAAGAUGAGAUAGAAAGCAGUGAAGAAGAUGGGGGGAAGUUCAAGACUUUUGGGUAUUGGCAAAAUGAACAUGGCAUUAAAGUUGAAGGUAAAUUGAGGUUUACUAUUAAAUCAAUUCAUUCCACUGGGAAGGUUGUUUCUGUUGAAGGGACUUUGAUUGAACCUGGUGAAGAACGGGAAAGUCAACCGGUUGCUAGAGAACGUCGUUCUUCGAUAGCCACCACCAAUCAAAAUGCUCCAAACUCUCAUACUAAAUUUGAUGAUGAGCAAGAAGAAAUUGCUGUAUCUAAAGUAGAUGAUGAUAUUCCUGGGUAUACUAAAGAUAACGAAGAUGAGGACGUUAUCAAUGAAUCAUCAGAAGAUGAAGAAGAUGAAGAAGAUUCAGAUUAG